AGCCCCGCCCUUUGGGUAGGAGGGGGCGGUGCUACCCUUCGGACCUCGAGGUUUCCUCCGGCAGAGCGCCCCGCAGUCGGUGGAAAGCGGCGGGGGAGCGCGAUGGCCGAGACGUGUACAGGACCCCGCGCCAGCGAGAUCUUCACCACGCUGGAGUACGGACCCGUGCCGGAGAGCCACGCAUGCGUACUGGCCUGGCUGGACACCCAGGACCAGCUCUUGGGUCACUAUGUUAACGGAAAGUGGUUAAAGCCAGAACACCGGAGUUCAGUGCCUUGCCAGGAUCCCAUCACAGGAGAGAAGCUGGCCAGUUGCCUGCAGGCACAGACUGAGGAUGUGGCAGCAGCCGUGGAAGCGGCCAGGGCCUCUCUGGAGAACUGGAGCACACUCCCUGGAGCCUUUCGGGCCCAAUACCUGACCAGGCUGGCCAAGAUGAUCCAGAAACACCAGCGGCUGCUCUGGACCCUGGAGUCCCUGGUUACUGGACGGGCCGUUCGAGAAAUUCGAGACAGGGAUGUCCCCCUGGCCCAGCAGUUGCUCCAGUACCAUGCAAUCCAGGCGCACACCCAGGAGGAGGCACUGGCAGGCUGGGAGCCCACAGGAGUGAUUGGUCUCGUGUUGCCUCCCACAUUCUCCUUCCUUGAGAUGAUGUGGAGGAUUUGCCCUGCCCUGGCCGUGGGCUGCACUGUGGUGGUCCUCGUGCCCCCAGCCUCCCCGACGCCCCUCCUCCUGGCCCAGCUGGCAGGGGAGCUUGGCCAGUUCCCAGGAAUCCUCAAUGUGAUCAGUGGGCCUGCCGUCCUGGGGCUUGUCCUGUCCUCCCAGCCUGGAGUCCAGAAGGUGGCCUUCUGCGGAGCAGUCGAGGAAGGCCGUGCCCUUCGGCGGCUCCUGGCCGGCCAGGGUCCCGAGCUGGGCCUGGCGCUGGGGGCGGAAUCACUGCUGCUGAUGACGGAAGCGGCAGAUGUGGACUCGGCGGUGGAGGGCGUGGUGGACGCGGCCUGGUCUGACCGCAGCCUGGGGGGCCUCAGGCUCCUCAUCCAGGAGUCUGUGUGGGAUGAGACUAUGAGGCGACUCCAGGCGCGGAUGGGGCGGCUUCGUGGAGGGCGAGGGCUGGACGGGGCUGUGGACAUGGGCGCCAGGGGGACUGCUGCACGUGACCAGGCCCAGCGCUAUGUGAGCGAGGCCCAGAGCCAGGGUGCGCAGGUGUUCCAGGCUGGCAGUGUGCCCUCAGACAGCCCAUUCUUUCCCCCAACCUUGAUCUCUGACCUGCCUCCAGCCUCCCCGUGUACCCAGGCGGAGGUGCCAUGGCCUCUGGUCGUGGCCUCCCCAUUCCGCACGGCCAAGGAGGCACUGUCCUUGGCCAAUGGGACGCCCCGAGGAGGCAGUGCCAGCGUGUGGAGCGAGAGACUGGGGCAGGCCCUGGAGCUGGCCUACGGGCUCAGGAUGGGCACAGUCUGGAUCAAUGCCCACGGUCUCAGAGACCCGGCAGUGCCCACAGGUGGCUGCAAGGAGAGUGGGUCUUCCUGGCACGGGGGCCUGGAUGUGAGUGGCCCCCUCCCCACUCCCCCUGCGGCAGCCACCUUGCACCCGCCUCCCGCUCUCUCAACCCCAUCCCUCUCCCAGGGUCUCUAUGAGUAUCUGCGGCCCUCAGGGACCCCUGCCCGGCUGCCCUACCUGUCCGAGAAUCUGAACUAUGACACCUUUGGCCUCGCUGUUCCCUCAACCCUGCCAGCUGGGCCUGAAACAGGGCCUAGCCCAGCACCCCCCUAUGGGCUCUUUGUGGGGGGCCGUUUCCAGGCUCCUGGCGCCCGGAGCUCCAGGCCCAUCUGGGAUUCCCACGGGAAGCUCCACGGCUACGUGGCUGAGGGCGGAGCCAAGGAUAUCCGCGGGGCCGUGGAGGCCGCUCACCAGGCCGCCCCUGGUGUCCCCGUCUGCCUGCAGCUGGGUAGGCCAGUCACCAGGGGCCCGGGCGGCACUGCUGUGGGCCCUGGCGGCCGCCCUGCAGCGCCGAGAGUCCACCCUGGCCUCGAGGCUGGAGAGACACGGAGUGGAGCUCCAGGUGGCCAAGGCAGAGGUGGAGCUGAGCGUGAGGCGGCUUCGGGCAUGGGGGGCCCGCGUCCAGGCCCAAGGCUGCACCCUACAGGUAGCAGAGCUGAGAGGCCCUGUGCUUCUGCUGCGGGAGCCGCUAGGUGUGCUGGCUAUUGUGUGCCCAGACAAGUGGCCCCUGCUUGCCUUCGUGUCUCUGCUGGCUCCCGCCCUGGCCCACGGCAACACUGUGGUCUUGGUGCCCAGCGGGGCCUGUCCCAUCCCAGCCUUGGAGGUCUGCCAGGAUAUGGCUGCCCUGUUGCCUGCGGGCCUGGUGAAUGUGGUGACAGGAGACCAGGACCACCUGACCCGCUGCCUGGCCUUGCACCAGGACAUCCAGGCCCUGUGGUAUUUCGGAUCUGCCCAGGGCUCCCAGUUUGUGGAGUGGGCCUCAGCGGGAAACCUCAAGCCGGUGUGGGUGAACAGAGGCUGCCCACGGGCCUGGGAUCAGGAGGCCGAGGGGGCAGGCCCAGAGCUGGGGCUGCGGGCAGCACGGACCAAGGCCCUGUGGGUGCCCAUGGGGGACUGAUCGCCCAAGUGCCAUCCGGUCCAUCUGGGAUGAAUGAGAUGGACCCCAACCGAUGCCAGACGCCUGGAACUUUCCUUUUAUCAUGGUUCCUGUGCCUUCCAAUAAACUCUGACCAAUCUUGGCUUUGCUUCUGAGGGGAGGAAGGGAGGAAAUAGCAGCUUCUGGUCUAUUGAGGCCUUUUCAGUCCUGAGCCUCAGCCACCCAGUGGGCUGGCGCCCAGACAACGCAGUGUUUGUGGAACAGAUAAAGGGGACUCUGAGAAACCUCGGACAGGGCUUCAGGGACGCUUGUCUCUUCUGAUCUUUUCCAUCCGGUGGCUUCUGCUCACAGGCGCUCUCUGCCUAUGCAUUGCCUCAGAAUCCAUGGUGUGCUGGUAUAAAAUAAAAUACAGUAGUUCUCUGGAAUAAAAUUAAAGCCCCGGUAAGUAA
Molecule: messenger RNA, 3039 nt
Organism: Phacochoerus africanus (Common warthog)
Lineage: Eukaryota; Metazoa; Chordata; Mammalia; Artiodactyla; Suidae
Gene: ALDH16A1
Product: aldehyde dehydrogenase 16 family member A1
Exons: 16
Coding region: 103-2745 (880 amino acids)
Molecular function (GO): oxidoreductase activity, acting on the aldehyde or oxo group of donors, NAD or NADP as acceptor
Source: RefSeq, a predicted model, not a curated record